GUUUCUUGUUUUUGCUCAAAAUCAGUAUAUGGAUUGUUUUAAGGAUAUGCAUGCUUUUCAAUUUGGCCUACUGAGUAUGAGAGGGAGAUAGAACAAUAAAUGGAGAAUUAAAUGUGCAUUUCAUUUUGGGUCAUUGAAUUUAAUGGUCUCUCUCAAGGCUCAAACUCCUCGAGAGCCAAGAAAGAGAUACUCCGUAUUACAGAACUUCUAUGCACAAUUUUCUUCCUGGUUCCUUCUGUGGUCGCUCUCUUUGUCCGUUUUAAGGGAUCUGAAAGGUUUAUCUCUAUAAAUUCUCAGAGAGUGUCACACUGGGGGGUCUCUUGAUCUUUGCCUAUUGUGUAUUUCCAGUCAGUGGAGCCCAAAUAUUUGAAAAUAUGCAUGAACCAAAUGGUUCUUGGGUUUUUUUCCCUUGAGAUGUUGGAAUUUGGUUUUUUAAAACAAAUUAAAGGGCUCUCUCUCUCUCUCUCUCUCUCUCUGAUUCUGCAAAGAUAUAAGAUUUAUUCCCUUUUGCUUUAAUCUAUAGGAGACAUAGUGGUUUGAUGGGCUGUAGUAUAAAAUUUAAGAUUUAGUUUUUUUCUCUGUUCUUUGGACACACAUACACUGUAAUUGUCAGCAAAAAAGAAAAAUCUUUCAUGCAUCUUUCACUAUGGAACCCAAUGUCGCUUUGUGCUGCUCUCAUAUUGGACAAGAAGGGCAAAAAGAGAGAUGGAUCAUCUAACCAUUCCCCGGAAAGAGUUAGGAGGAACCCAUCAUCAAGUCUGAGGAAGCUAGAAGAACACAGGAUCAAGGAGGCACUUGAGGAAGCAUCUGAAAAUGGUUCUCUUUUUAAAUCCCAAGGGAUAGACUCGGGGGCCAUUGAAAACCAGGAUGAGAGCUUGGGGAGAUCGCGGUCACUCGCAAGACUGCAUGCCCAGAAGGAAUUCCUCAAAGCCACUACUCUUGCUGCGGACCGCACAUUUGAGUCGGAGGACUCCAUUCCGGAACUCCAUGAAUCCUUCUCCAAGUUCCUCACCAUGUACCCUAAGUACCAGGCUUCAGAGAGGGUUGAUCAGCUGAGGUCUGAUGAGUAUUCUCACCUUUCCGGGUCCGAUCCUAAGGUAUUUCUUGACUACUGUGGAUUUGGGCUGUUUUCAUUUCUUCAAACGGUUCACUAUUGGGAUUCAUCAACAUUUAGCUUGUCUGAAAUUACUGCCAAUUUGAGCAAUCACGUUUUGUAUGGGGGCGCUGAGAAAGGCACCGUGGAACAUGAUAUUAAAGCAAGAAUUAUGGAUUACUUGAACAUCCCUGAGAACGAGUACGGCUUAGUGUUCACUGUUAGCAGAGGAUCAGCCUUUAAAUUGCUGGCUGAAUCAUACCCCUUUCACACGAACAAGAAGUUGUUGACAAUGUUUGAUCAUGAGAGCCAAUCUGUUAAUUGGAUGGCUCAGGCUGCCAGGGAGAAAGGUGCGAAAGUAUACAGCGCCUGGUUCAAAUGGCCAACCCUCAAGCUCUGUUCAACAGAUUUGAGGAAACAAAUCUCAAACAAAAAGAGGAGGAAGAAAGACUCGGCUACUGGCCUUUUUGUUUUUCCUGUCCAAUCUAGAGUCAGUGGAGCGAAGUAUUCUUACCAAUGGAUGGCUUUGGCUCAGCAGAACAAUUGGCAUGUCCUGCUUGAUGCCGGCGCACUAGGUCCCAAAGACAUGGAUUCACUAGGGCUGUCUUUGUUUCGACCAGAUUUCAUCAUCACCUCUUUUUAUAGGGUGUUUGGCUAUGACCCGACUGGAUUUGGAUGUCUAGUUAUAAAGAAAUCUGUGUUGGCAAGCCUUCAAAAUCAAUCUGGCCAUGCUGGCUCUGGUAUUGUGAAGAUCACUCCAGUUUUCCCUUUGUAUUUGAGUGAUUCAGCUGAUGGUUUCCCUGAAGACGGUGAAGAGAUUGAGGUUAUCAACGAUUCUCGGGCAGGGUCUCAGCUGCCCGCCUUUUCUGGCGCAUUCACAUCUGCCCAGGUCAGGGAUGUUUUUGAGACAGAAAUGGAUAACGAAAAUUUUUCAGACAAGGAUGGAACAAGCACAAUAAAAGAUAGUCCCUCCAUUCCAAUGUAUUACGAAGUAAUCGAGUUUGACUUAAAAAAGUCAAACUAGAUAAAUACACAUGAUAAUGUAUAAAAUAUGUUAUUUUUUUGGGAAAUCAAAAAUAAAAUGAAAAAUGUAAUUUUAUCACAAAUGGAACAAGUACUCCAUCCGUCUAUUAAAGAUCUUCUUGUUUA
This is a messenger RNA of Cuscuta campestris, 2242 nucleotides long. The record is from the annotation of a GenBank genome assembly. NCBI's taxonomy places the organism in Eukaryota, Viridiplantae, Streptophyta, Magnoliopsida, Solanales, Convolvulaceae.